Messenger RNA from Paraglomus brasilianum, 456 nucleotides. NCBI's taxonomy places the organism in Eukaryota, Fungi, Glomeromycota, Glomeromycetes, Paraglomerales, Paraglomeraceae. The record is from the annotation of a GenBank genome assembly.
AUGUCUCAUCCGGUUACAAUUAACAAUAAACUCGGGCACGAACAACAGCAGUCGACUCCAUCCUCACCCUCAUCCGUACUCGCCUCCUCUCCCAAUCACCUUCAAUCUUCAGCUAAUCUACAUCCAUCAUGGAGCCCAUUCAAAACUCAACCGGGCUUACUCUCACCCAAUGCACCACCCUCUUCAAAUGUCUCGACUAUCCUUCCUGUAUCCUAUCAUUCUGGCUCCGCCGCAUCGCUUUCGAUUCCUAAUAGUACAAACGAACACUUAAUAAAAGAAGCGAAUGGAAAUAUAGAAACAAAGGAAAUAGAGAACGUUAAGCUGUUUAGUAAACAGUGUCUUGCAAAGAAUAGAAAACUGUUACGUGAAAUCAGAAAUGUGGUUCUAGUCAUCUUGAUAUUUAUAAUUAUUUGGUUGGCAGUGACUAGUUGCUAUGGAGAUUGUUAUGCUAAUUAA